AUGGCGGCAGCCGAGCAUGCGAUCCCGAUCCGUGAUGAGGCAGUCGCAAUGGAGCUGCCCUCUCUUCCGCCCAACCAGGGCCUGGAGGCAAUGAAAGACAUUGCCUUUGGAUCGGUGAGUGUCUCAUUUUGUCUCGUUCUUACGGGAGCAUCCGCAGUGCCAGGACCUAAUCUCUUUGUCGCAAAUGAUUUUCAGGUGGCCGGAAUGGCGGGAAAAACUAUCGAGUAUCCUUUUGACACGGUCAAAGUGCGGCUUCAAUCUCAACCGGACCACCUUCCCCUUCGAUAUACUGGACCUGUGGACUGUUUCAGACAGUCCUUCCAAGCAGAAGGCAUUCGAGGCCUGUACCGAGGCAUCAGUGCGCCCAUGUUUGGUGCCGCCGUCGAGACCAGCUGCCUGUUCUUCAGCUAUCGCGUCAUUCAGGAUGCAAUACGCGCAGCCUUCUUCCCAGGUGUCGACAAGUUGCAUUUCAUGGUCCUUGUCGCGAGCGGCGCUCUCUCCGGUUCUGUGACUUCCUUGGCUCUCACUCCGAUCGAGCUCAUCAAGUGCAAGAUCCAGGUGCCACUUGAUUCUGCGAGAUACCAUAAGCCCAUCGGACCAUUGGGCAUGAUAGUCCGCGUCUUUCGGGAAGAAGGCAUUCGCGGAUUUUGGCGAGGCCAGAUGGGGACAUUGAUCCGUGAGACUGGUGGCAGCGCCGCCUGGUUUGGUGGUUAUGAGGGCGCGACGUCGCUACUGCGCAAAUACUCUCAGCCACCCGGGUCAUCAGAAUCCACCGAGAGUCUUCCAGUUCAUCAGCAGAUGCUCGCUGGCGCCUCGGCGGGCAUCAGCUACAACUUCCUAUUCUACCCCGCGGACACGAUCAAGUCACGCAUGCAGACUGCGGAUGUAUCGCUUCUUGCCGCCACAGGGGAACGUCAAACUUUUAUUGGCGUUGGACGUGCCAUCUGGAGCCAACAGGGUCUCAAAGGCCUAUAUCGCGGGUGCGGGAUCACCUGUGCGCGUUCGGCGCCAAGUUCCGCCUUUAUCUUCUCGGUCUAUGAAGGCUUACGAUCGUACUUUGGGUGA
Penicillium diatomitis is the source of this 1065-nucleotide messenger RNA. It is a transcript of the gene amcA, whose product is annotated as putative mitochondrial ornithine carrier protein AmcA/Ort1. Gene Ontology annotation, biological process: mitochondrial L-ornithine transmembrane transport. NCBI's taxonomy places the organism in Eukaryota, Fungi, Ascomycota, Eurotiomycetes, Eurotiales, Aspergillaceae. The record is from RefSeq and is a predicted model, not a curated record. Bases 1 to 1065 code for a protein of 354 amino acids. Gene Ontology annotation, molecular function: L-ornithine transmembrane transporter activity. The transcript has a single exon.